Paramecium pentaurelia is the source of this 642-nucleotide messenger RNA. NCBI's taxonomy places the organism in Eukaryota, Ciliophora, Oligohymenophorea, Peniculida, Parameciidae. The record is from the annotation of a GenBank genome assembly.
AUGGGGAGCUCAAAUUGUUGUUCUUUAUCUAGUGACUAAUAAUCUGAAAUUGUGCUUAAAAUUGAAGACACUGAGAAAUCAUCCAUAAAAUCCUCAAAGAAAUCUAUAAAAAAGCAACAAGAAUAAUGUUUGGUCCAAUUUAAGACUCCUUCCCAAAAGGAGAAACUCUCAGUUAAUCCAAAUAAAUGUGAAGAUCCUGCAACUCCUGGGUUUGCAGAUUUAAGGUCUUUAGGAAGUAAACGGUCUGAAUACUCUAACAAAGACAUUUAAUUAGUUGCAGAAAUUGUAAUGAAUCUAGAGGAUUUACCAAAACAGAUAGCAGAUGUACAACAAAGUCCUAUUACAUCAUAACGUUCAUUAAAGAAAAAAAGAAAAGAUGAUUCUCCUCUUUGUGAUUUUUAGCCUAAGAACUCUUUGAGGUCUUUCGAUUCAAAAAAAUUAAAUAAAUUAAAGUCAUUUUCUGAGCAUAGAGUUACUUUUGAAGAAAAAAGUGAAAAUGAUAGUCAUAGAAGUAAUAGUGCUGAUAAUAAAUCUGUAAAAAGCAUAAUGAAAUAAGAAUUAAAAUAUAGUUAAUUUCGAAAAAUGUAAACUUAAGGUGAUGCAGAAUCAAAAAGAAAAGUACAUUUUUAAAUAAAUAAAUGA